Molecule: messenger RNA, 1551 nt
Organism: Stereum hirsutum FP-91666 SS1
Lineage: Eukaryota; Fungi; Basidiomycota; Agaricomycetes; Russulales; Stereaceae
Exons: 6
Coding region: 1-1551 (516 amino acids)
Biological process (GO): retrograde protein transport, ER to cytosol; endoplasmic reticulum unfolded protein response
Cellular component (GO): endoplasmic reticulum lumen
Source: RefSeq, a predicted model, not a curated record
AUGUUCGCUCUUGCUGCCAUAUCCUUCGCCGUCGUCGCACACGCUCUCGCCGCUCGAGGGCCUCUGCACUCUCUGCCGGAGGAUCCCUUUGCGUUUCCCAAGUACCGCGUCUCUUUUCUCAACGGGCACCCGGUACUCAACGAAACAGCCGACAAGUGGCUUCGCGAUGGCCUCCGUGGCGGCGAUCUUGAAUUUCUCGACCAGCCAUGGCAUGAAGUCCACUGGGACCGCUCGCAGAAACUGAGGGAAAUUGGCUCGGGCCAGGAGGGGUCCUCGGAGCAAAAGGCGUCCUCGUCUAGUUCUACGUACUCGCUCGAAUUAAUGAAACUUGGUCCUCGCAUGUCAUAUCUCUGCCUCAUUCCGCCACACAUCGAACAGCCAGAGAAUUCUCAACCAGAGGAAUCACCAGCAGAAGUCACUCUGGCUCAUAGCUGGUCUCUUCUACAGCCUCUUGCAGGAUCAUGUAUCUAUCACCGUCAAGGCUGGUUCACCUAUGCAUAUUGCCACAACUCACACGUACGGCAGUUCCGCGAAGCCAUCCCAACCCACCCCGUCGCACCUGGCACCUAUCAAAUACAAGAGGACCAAAGCUGGGAGGCAUACGACCUUGGCCGUGCGCCCCGCACGGAAGCCGGCGCAGAUCUCACCGUCGCCGAACAAGCCGCAUUAUCCUCCAACCUCGAAGUCGCUCGCGGUGCUGGCUCUCGGUAUCUCGUCCAGCGCUGGGGUGACGGAAGCGUCUGCGACAAAACAGGCAGACGGCGUGAAAUUGAGGUCCAGUUCCACUGCUCGAUGACAAUGACCGACUCGAUCCUCUUCGUCAAGGAGACGAAAACAUGCCACUACGUGCUCGUCGUCAACACCCCCCGUCUCUGCGGCGAACCGGGCUUCAAGUCCCGCCUCGACCAGCGCGAAGAGGCCUUCAUCCGUUGUCGCGAGGUUGUCGACGCCGAAGCACUCGCCGCUACGAACCCUGACAUUCCGGAGGCCGACCAUCCCAUCAAGCUGCCCCGACGGACGCCUCUGCCGCCUGGUUCUGGCGCUGGGUCUCACCUGGAAGGUGGUGGUGGCGAUGACCAACAUCACGAAGACGGAGAACUUUCGGACUUGAGUAUGGAUAUGGACAUGAACGAGGAUGGUAAUGCAGAGGACGACCCGAACCUCGACGACCCAAGUCACGUUCUCCGUCUCGCCCUCGAACGGAUCCUCAAUCGGCAGAUCGGGGAGGGUGCCCCACGCGUGAUCGUCGAAGAUGCAGGAGACGGUGAGAUGGUCAUCGAGCUCAUCACGGAACUCGACGUCGACGAACAGGACUUGGAGAACGUGGAUCUGGACGAAGCGUUACAGGACGCGGUGAAUAAUGGGAUGCCGGAUUCGGAGGCGAUCAUGAGGGCCUUGAGGGCGGCGGGGUAUGAGGUGCAGGGAGAGGUGCCGUUUUCGAAGGAAGAGGCGAAGCAGAAGCAGAGGAAGCUACAGCAGAAGGGGAAUGGAAAGGAGGAGGUUCGGGCGGGUCGUCAGGCCCAGGGAGGCCUUGGAAGGGAUGAAUUGUGA